AGAGGCCAGAGCUACUACGGUGCCCUUUACGCAAAAGAGCUCAAUACAGUACGGUACCGGUAUGAUUAGGGAUUUAUGGUUUGGCGAACUUUUAGAUAUUAAUUUAAAGCAUUGUGUUCUGUAGGUAUAUCGCAGCUCCGUGCUUUUAUUUGAGAUCAAAAUGAAUCAAAGACCUGUAGUAGGCCUACUUAGAUGUUUAAAUCUCUUUUGAAACUUGUCAAUUUUCCGGACUUUUUGCCCUGUCCCUUUGUCUUAUGUGUGUUUAUAAAAUUUGGAAAGGAUACAGUGGUACACUUGGAAUAUCUCUAUUUUUUGUGUGAAGUAUUGCUGUAGGACAGAUGGGUAGACUUUAUAAUGCGGGGGAUCCAUACAAGCAGACAAGGCUGUAUUUCGUAUUUUUUCAUUUUAUUUACUGCCUUUAAUUGCGUUGAAAUUUAUAUUUUCAGAUUAUAUUCUUGAAUUUAUUGUAAUUAAUAGUUUUGCAACUUCCAUAUAUAAUUAAGAAGAGAAAAAUGGAUAGAGAAAUUCAAAAAAUGUUUUUGACUGAUCGGAUUCCGAACAUUCAGUCAAGUGUACUUGUUUUUGCAUAUCUUCCCAUUGGAAUAUUGCUCUUCCUUCUGAGAAUAUGCCUGCUAUUGAACUUUGUUAUCGCAAGGCAGUUAUUGAAAUUAAUUAUGAAAGAAAACAAUCCUGUAUUCAAGAAUAUAAGUUGGAUAUAUAUGGUUAUACUCGGUGUUAAAGUUAGCGUGAAUGGAGCAAUAUGUGCAAACGUUUUAAUAUCAAAUCAAAAGUCAAACAUUGAUGGAUUUAUAUUCAGCCAUGCACUUAAUGUUGUAAGUGAGAACAAGUGGAACUUGUGGCCAUUUAUGCGAAAAAUACUGCGAUUGGAAAAUUUUAAAAAUAUUGUUGCGGGUAAGACAUUACCGAUUGUCAUUUUCCCAGAAGGUUGUCCAACUACUGGUGCUGGAAUAUUAAAGUUUGAAACUUCUUACUUCAAAAGAACAAACUGUGUUCAAGUUGGUGCAAUCUCAACAUAUAGAAUCCUGCCAAUUUCAACUGCCACUGCACAUAGUACUUUGAUUGGUGAUAUGUUUUGGAUGCUUUUUACACCUCUAACCUCAUAUACAAUUCAACUGUCAGAAACAGUCGUUAAAAGAGAUGACAAUAUGAGUGAAAAUGAUUUUUUAAAUUCAGCAAUGACACAAAUAUCAAACAUGUUGAGGGUUCCAGUUUUAACAAUCUCUUGUCAGGACAAAAAUAAAUAUUUUGAAAACUUGAGGCGACAAAGAGAAGCUCAAAAAAGGGCAAUAUCCAAUGCGAGUCAAAAACUUCUCCAUAUGGCCAGUAAAGUGCAAGAAAUUGUACCGCAUGUUCCACGAAAUGUCAUUUUGAAUGAUUUAGCCAAAACUAAUUCUAUUGAUGUUACAUUGACAAAUAUAUUUGAAGGUAUUGUUAAAUUUUCACCUAUUAAACCGAAGCCAAAGAAACAACCAAAAGUGAAACAGCCAUCACCACAGUCAUUGCUAGAAAAAAGGAAAGCUGAAAUGUAUGAGAUGGCGAGAAAAAGGUACAAGGAAAAGCAUGAAUUGUAACGCUUAUCAAGUAUUUUCAUCCAUGUUGGAUUUUCUGUCAAAAUCAUUGGAAAAACUUGGAAUCUUCGUUUCCAUUAUGGAUGCCGAACUGAACAGACCAAUAUUUAAAAAUAUCUAGACUUUGAAUUUCUAUGUACUAUUUAUUAAACAUGUAAUAUUAUCUAUUAUGGGAUUUGAAAAAUUUGGCAUGUAAAAUAAUUGAAAUGAAAACCUGAAUUUUAGACUACAUUACUGCCAUGAAUUUGGAAUAGCAGAGCAAGCUGUAUUGCUAAAUAUAUUUAUACUCGCUGCUGUUUUAUAGAAUUUCAGUGCAAUCUGAAUACAUCGAAGACCUAAUUUUCAAUGAGCUGUAAAAACAGAGCGCCACAGAGCGGGUGGCUUGUGUGUUUUUUGGUUUGUCUUUAUUUCUUAUAUGCAUGUGGUGGCCAUAAGAAUCUUUUCAAACAUCGAUCAAUCCAUAAUUUUGCUCCACUUGUUAAUUCUUCAGUACUCUAAAACUGGUUACAAUUCUUACUCCUGCGUUGUGCAGUUUGAAAUGACAUAUCAGGCUAUAAUACCACUGAAAAACUUAACAAUAUGUCAUGCUGAAUAUUCCCUUGCACAACUACACAUAUUUGACUCGGACACUGGCCACCAAAUAUGCAACUCUAUGACUGAAGUUGUGUUGGUAUUUUCAAAAUUAUUUAAGAGUAAAUUUAUAACACUUGUUGCUUUGUGAAAUAUAAUUGAAAGUUUAUAUGCUUA
Molecule: messenger RNA, 2336 nt
Organism: Styela clava
Lineage: Eukaryota; Metazoa; Chordata; Ascidiacea; Stolidobranchia; Styelidae
Product: lipid droplet-regulating VLDL assembly factor AUP1-like
Biological process (GO): ERAD pathway
Cellular component (GO): endoplasmic reticulum membrane
Molecular function (GO): ubiquitin binding
Source: RefSeq, a predicted model, not a curated record